AUGGACCACAACAGAGCUGCCCCCAACCAGUUUGGGGCGCGGCCAAAUCGACGCGCUUCCGCUCAAUUCACUGUCGACCAAGAAGGACGCAAGCCGUUGUUCUCCAAGCCGUCGCGGGAGUCUCUGGGAGCUGGAGAUAAUGCCCAGCCGUCUUCAGGAGCAAAUCGAUAUGGCUACUCUCCCACAAACGCGCGCCCUCCCUCACGCGCAGCAGGAAUCCCACGCCCUCCUAGUUCUGCCUCUCCGCGACCACCUUCACGAGCCGCCAUUCCCCGACCAUCAAGCUCCCUCUCCCAAACGCCUUCAAUCGGAUCCAACCAGUCAGCCGAGGUCGCGUCUCCCGGCUCCCGGCUUCCCCGCCCCAAGUCCACGAUCGGAGUAUUCGCCAAGGGAAAGAUCCCCUCGGUUGCAGACGUAUGGCAACUGGCGGGCGAAGAGGAUCGGAUGAGCCCAUUGGACCGAGUUCGCAGAACAUCGCCUGCUAUUGAUGGUUCUCCUAGCCCCGCACCGCGCCCUUACAUCAAUAGGAGGGUUUCGGAUGAAGCCAAAGUACGACAAACAUUCGGCAAAGAUGCGGUCGACUAUAGCCGUCCGAGACCCCUUUCAAGACUCUCCAGCGACUCUUUGCGCGACAGCUACGUCUCGGGGCGCUAUGGCGGAAGCCCAGGAUCACAACAGAGCGCAUCCAGCUCUGGCAGUUUCACGCGUAGACUGAGCCAGUACGAACGUGAGAUGGACCAGUCGCAGCCAGAGAACCUCUUCAGCAGCACCAAGAUUGGACCCAACAUCGCUGAGACCGGCCGAACUUUGGCAAGGAAGACGAGCAAUAGCAGCCUAAACGGAGGCCAAAGCCUGGGAAGGAAGGCAAGCAACAGCAGCCUGAAUGGCAGUAGUCAAAGCUUGGGUAGGAGAACAAGCUAUGGCAGCUUGAGUGCCAGUCCUCGCCCUGGAGCUUUCGCCAAGAGCAGUGUUCCCGAGGGUUGGAUUAAGCAUCUCCUGGAUCAGGACGAGAAGGGCGUAAAGCGAAACAGCAUGGCGCAAUCGGACUGGCAAAACGCUGCCGACACACCUAUUCCGUCAAUCGAAGCCUUGGAGCCCACUCCUCCGACUUCUCGACCAGCUUCUACGAAUCCCGAGACAAAAUCCCCAGAAAAGAGUUACGCCUGGCAACUGGAUGCAGACUUCACUGCCGGAGACCUACAAAUUUCGGAUAGCCCUCGCAUAAGAAUGGGCGGCACAGGAUUUGAGGAUGCUUCGAACCGGCGACUUUCCACUGGCAGCGCAAACGGAGAGGACCCCGAGUUCAGUCCAUUCAGAAGAGAACCAUCCUUUGGGCUUACUCCGUCUCGGGCCACGCGAUCCAACACUAAGAUUGACGAGAUUCGCCAACGUGAGGAAAAGGCCAACGAGCAACUGGCGGAGUCGCGAAGGAGUCAAUCAAGAGCCAGGAACAACAGAUUAGAGGAAAUUCGCGAACGAGAGGCAGAAGCUGAGGAGGAGCUGGCUAGGACAAAGGCUCAAUCCCGCUCGUUCUAUCCAACACCCGAGGACUUGCCAAUUCUAGAAGAAGAUGAUGAUAUACCGGCAAUGAAAGAACAAGCGCGGCCUAAGAACACCAAACUUGACACUAUACGAGCACGCGAAGCUGAGUCUCUGUCAAAGAGAGCUUUAGCAGAAAGCCGUUUGGAAGAGAUUCGAGAACAAAACUCAAUGUUCAGAGAUCCGUCACCGGAGGCUCAACCUGUCGAAGAGCCGAUCCAAGAACCGAUAGUCUCGCACAGUAGGGAGCCCAGACUGUCGCUAAAAGAAGACAGAGGCGAACGUAUCGCUAACACACCUGUUACCAUCUACCGAAAAUCCUCCAUUUCCAAAGCAACCGAAUUGCAGACGGAAAAUGAAUCAGCUCGUAAUGAGUUGGCGAGCUUUCAACCGCCCUCGCGACCUCUUUCGACACACACACGGACUGAUUCUCGAGACUUGCUACAAAGACUUGCCAGAGCUACUAGCAGCAGUCCUGCCAGUAGUCCUGCUUCUAAGCCCGCAUCGCAGCCUGCAGAUAUUGAGAAGGCCGUGGAGGCCGUGAAAAUUGAUAAGCUUGAGAAUGUUGAACGCCCAGACAACAAUCCCAUCGAAGAAAGACCGAAAUCGCGUGUUGGGGAGAAGGCCAAGCUGAACGUGGAAGAGAGGUUCAGGCAGCACAAUCAAGAGAGGCUUGCUAGGCGCGAGCCAGAGACUUCUGGACAGUCGUCCGUCGAGAAUAAAGAUGAUGAGAAGCCGGCAAAAGAGGAGCAGGCCUCAAACAACGCACCGCUCGCAAAGGAGCCAGAGAAGACGACGGAAGCGCCGUCCAGAAAGCCGUACGCCUGGCGUCGAAGAAGCGAGGAUCGGCCCAAAACCACAGAACCAGAACAGAAAGUGGACGUCUCCACACGCAACCAAAAGGAUGAUUCAAAGGACUCCAAACCUACAGAUAGGCUGGUUGAUCCUCAACCCAGUUCAAAAGACGAGGCAAAAGCACAAGAGGCCGAAAGACCCAAGUCAGCUGGGCUGCGUCGGGAACGACGUCAACGCUCGACCGACUCUACUAAGGAUAGCAGGAAGAGUGUGGCCAUGUCGGACGGUGAUCCUACAGACCGCAUUGAGCAGGAAAUGAAGCUUUUUGCACCCGCUGAUAACCAAUCUGAAAGGGGAGGUUCUACCAGAGCGCCUUCGGCCGAGCCACUCGCCGAGACUGAUGAUAAGGACCUUCUCGCUGAUGAAACUCCUCGACCUCUCAAGGUUGACCCGCUGUCCCUCCCUACACCUAAAGUCACCGGUGCUUACGUGGAGACGCCCGCUACAGUUCGAGUCGACAGACUGCCGGACGAGGAGGCCAAACCAGCCGUCAAAUCUGAGACCAAGUCGUUUACAAGUUUGAACAGGUCAACCUCUAGCCGGAGAAGCUCUCGUGCAUCCUCACGAGCACGAUCAAACUCAAAGGCCACUGAGUCAGGGUCAGAAACCAGCGAUCAGAAAGAGCAAGAAAAGGGGGCCGCGGGCACAACGACAACGUCCACACUUCGUCGUCGCAAGUCUAUUCCUAGAUCUCGUCGACCUCUGAUUAAUUCUGUUAAGCCGCCCACUGUGAAAGACGAUCUUUUGGAGCUUCAGCGCAUUCAUCAGAUCGAGGACUCCACCCUUGACGACCUGGAAGAGCUGUUUAACUUACAACGACUUCCUUCCCCAGACAUUGAGUCGAUGCUUGACGAGAUUUCCAUCAAACGGGAAGAGGUCGCCACCAAACCCGACAUUACCAAGACUGAACGAGACCAAACUCUCGAGCAAAUCGACAGAAUGAGCAAGACACUCAAAGACGGAUUGCUCAAUAUUCGCAGUGCUAAGCAAGGCAUUGAGCGCUUGGAGGACAAGGUAUCUCAUGCGGAGGGCAAAUACAAAGACCUUACUUCCAUCACAAAGUCUGAGCAGGUAGUCGAAGAACUGCAAGAGCAGCAGAUCAAGUCAGCACUUCGACCUCAUCUUGAGUCCUCGCACAAGGGUUCCGAUCGCGCUUUCGAGUCUUCUUCAGCGAAAGUCAAUGUCAUCCAACUGCCUGUACCUCAUCUCAUUCAACGCAACCCCUUUCGCAUCACAUCCCUGGGUAUCAUCUGCAUUCUGCUUUCAAUAUGGUACAUCGCCGAGUCAGCCAUGUGCGAAAUUUACUGUCGCCCAACAACUUGCUCCACAACUCCUUGCGUCUGGUCAUCGACGGAUCCCACCUGGGGCGUUGCUCUUCCCGUGAAGAUUGAUGAGUGGGCCACGAACGGAUGGGGUCGCCAGGUAGCGCACCAACUAUCCGAAGACGUCUCAGAUCUCUGGGCCGACGCGCAGGAUUUCAUCACCGGCACAGAUAUCACAACUAUUGAUAUCAGUACCCUCGACUUUUACGGAAAACGCCAACUCCGUCGACGUCUUCGCAAGCAUGGACUGAAGAAGCCGCCCACUGAGUCGGCCGAGGACAAGGCUAAAUGGGAUGCAUGGCAUGCAGCACGGGUGGCCAGCGAGAGGGUCCAGGAUGCUAGGGAGAUGGGGUAUGACAUUAGUGAGGAAGAUGAGAGUAUGGGAGACGAUGAGGCGGUGUGA
This is a messenger RNA of Colletotrichum truncatum, 4119 nucleotides long. RefSeq lists its product as uncharacterized. Lineage: Eukaryota; Fungi; Ascomycota; Sordariomycetes; Glomerellales; Glomerellaceae. The record is from RefSeq and is a predicted model, not a curated record.